Molecule: messenger RNA, 2413 nt
Organism: Misgurnus anguillicaudatus (oriental weatherfish)
Lineage: Eukaryota; Metazoa; Chordata; Actinopteri; Cypriniformes; Cobitidae
Source: RefSeq, a predicted model, not a curated record
UCAGCUGUUUGCACCAACAGAGUCUAGAGACCAUUAGUUCCCAAAACCAAUAUAAUUUCUAUUAUAACCAUUAAAUCCAUUAAAAUUUCCAUAUUGUUUUCUCCAGCACAGAUUAAAAAAACAUUUUUGCUAUUUUGUAUAUAGAUGUGGCAUAAGAUAAAUAAUUGUAUCAACAAUAAGGUAGUUGGGCUUUCAGACUACAGUGAGGAACUGGAGAAACUGGGCAUCCUUAUUAAAGCCAGAAUUUUUCUUGUGUUCCAGGGUGCAGUGGAGUCCAUUGCUAUGAAGAACCCUAAGGAAAGAACUGCUUUGUUUGAGGAGAUCUCCCGCUCUAGUGAGCUGGCCCAGGAAUAUGACCAGAGAAAGAAAGAGAUGAUCAAAGCAGAGGAGGACACACAGUUCAACUAUCACCGUAAGAAGAACAUUGCAGCUGAGCGCAAGGAGGCCAAACAGGAGAAAGAGGAGGUAGUGAUGGAGCAACUUGGAGAUGCUCGCAUUGACAGGCAGGAAAACAGUCGCCAGCAGCGCAAAGCUGAAAUUAUGGAGAGCAUUAAACGGCUUUAUCCUGGCUCAGUGUAUGGCAGACUGAUCGACUUGUGCCAGCCCACCCAGAAGAAAUACCAGAUUGCUGUAACCAAAGUCUUGGGAAAAAACAUGGACGCCAUCAUCGUGGACUCUAAAAAGACUGGAAGAGAUUGCAUCCAGUACAACAAAGAGCAAAGAGGAGAACCAGAGACCUUUCUGCCUCUCGACUAUUUGGUGAAGCCCACAGAUGAGAAACUGAGAGAGCUUCGUGGGGCAAAGCUUGUCAUUGACGUGAUUCGCUAUGAGCCUCUCCACAUAAAGAAGGCCCUUCAGUAUGCAUGUGGAAAUGCUCUUGUGUGUGAGAACGUGGAGGACGCCCGCAGAAUUGCCUUUGGAGGACCCUAUCGUCAUAAGACAGUGGCCUUGGAUGGAACCUUCCAAAAGUCUGGUGUGAUCUCUGGAGGAGCCAGUGACUUGAAAGCCAAGGCUCGACGCUGGGAUGAGAAAGCUGUUGACAAACUCAAGGAAAAGAAAGAGAAACUAACAGAAGUGUUAAAUGAACAAAUGAAGGCAAAGAGAAAAGAGGCGGAGCUUAGACAGGUCCAGUCACAGGCUCACGGGCUGCAGAUGAGGCUGAAAUACUCUCAGAGUGAUCUGGAGCAGACAAAAACUCGACAUCUCUCCCUUAGCAUGCAGGAGAAAUCAAAGUUGGAGAGUGAGCUGGCUAAUUUUGGUCCACGAAUCAAUGACAUCAAAAGAAUCAUCCAAUCACGAGAAAGGGACAUCACAGAGUUAAGAGACCGCAUGAACCUGGUAGAAGAUGAGGUCUUUGUUGAGUUCUACAAGGAGAUUGGUGUGCGAAAUAUCCGAGAGUUUGAAGAGGAAAAGGUCAAGAGACAAAAUGAGAUUGCUAAAAAACGGUUGGAAUUUGAGACACAGAAGACUCGUCUGGCCAUUCAACUUGAUUAUGAGAAGAACCAGUUGAAGGAAGACCAAGAAAAAGUGAUGAUGUGGGAGCAGACUGUAAAGAAAGAUGAGAAUGAGAUUGAAAGACUUAAAAAGGAGGAACACAGACAUAUGAAAAUUAUUGAUGAAACAAUGGCACAACUGCAGGAUCUGAAGAACCAGCACCUCACCAAGAAGGGGGAAGUCAAUGACAAGAACCGAGAGAUGGAGGAUAUCCGCAAAAAACUAGGAGCUGCCAACAAGUUCGAGACAAUUCCUUAUUUUCUAUCUCAUGGCCAGAAUAUAUGUAAACACAUAUAUAUGACAAACACACACAUAGCUUUUUUGCAGUCAUAAACACUCAUCUUAUACAGUUUGGGUUAAUCGCACUUCACAUCAGCACUUUCAUCUCUCGCAAUGCAGGAAAGCUCUCAGGUCGAGGAUUCGAUUAGCAGUCCAAAAGCUUCAAGUUCUGUGCAUGCCAAGGAGGCACUCAUAGAAAUUGACCAGUACAGUAACUUGCAUGAGGAUCUAAAGGACGCUCUUUCAGAAGAGGAGAUAAAAGCAGAGAUGAACACUCUUCAGCAGAGGCUGAAUGAACAGCAGAGCAUCCUGCAGAGGAUUAGUGCUCCAAACAUGAAGGCCAUGGAGAAACUUGAGAGUGUUCGUGACAAGUUUCAGGAGACCAGUGAUGAGUUCGAGGCUGCCCGUAAAAGAGCGAAGAAAGCAAAACAGGCUUUUGAACAGAUAAAGAAAGAGAGGUUUGACCGUUUCAAUGCCUGUUUUGAGUCUGUGGCCACCAACAUUGAUGAGAUUUACAAAUCAUUAUCGCGUAACAGUAGCGCACAGGUUAAUAAAACACUCUAAGAUUGUUUUUUUAUAAUAUUAGAAAUGCUUAAAGGGAUAGUUCACCCAAAAAUGAAAAUUCUGUCAUCAUUUACUC